AUGGGGAUAGCUGCCCUGGGCCUCCUCUGCGCGGUGCUUCUGUUCCCUCUCUUGGUGCUUGGGGUCCCCACCCAGGAGCCCACCUCUGGGGAAGCUGUGGCCUCCGGUCCCCCUGGGUACUGUCGCCGGUGCUGUGACCCUGAGGACUCCCUGACCCCCGCCGACGAAGCAGAUGUGUCCUCAGCCUCUCCAUCUGCCCUCCCGUAUGUGCUGCCUGAGGUCAGGCCCUACAUUAACAUCACCAUCCUGAAGGGUGACAAAGGGGACCGAGGCCUACUGGGCACCCCCGGGAAGCUGGGCAGGGAGGGUCCCCGGGGGGAGCGCGGCCCGCAGGGCACCAAGGGCGCCAAGGGGCAGGCGGGCAGCCCCGGGGGCCCGUGCCGGACGCGCUUCUCCGCCUUUUCCGUGGGCCGCAAGACGGCCCUGCACAGCAGCGAGGGGUUCCAGCCGCUGCUCUUUGACACCGUCUUCGUGAACCCGGACGGCCACUUCGACCUGGCCACCGGCCACUUUGUCGCCCCCCUGCGCGGCCUCUACUUCUUCAGCCUCAACGUGCACAGCUGGAACUUCAAGGAGACAUAUGUGCACGUCGUGCACAACGAGGAGGCGGCCGUCAUCCUGUACGCGCAGCCUAGCGACCGCAGCAUCAUGCAGAGUCAGAGCGUGAUGCUGGCCCUGGGGCCCGGGGACCGCGUCUGGGUGCGGCUUUUCAAGCGCGAGCGGGAGAACGCCGUCUACAGCGACGAUGUCGACACCUACAUCACCUUCAGCGGCCACCUCAUCAAACCCGAGGAGGACUAG
This is a messenger RNA of Puma concolor (puma), 801 nucleotides long. Lineage: Eukaryota; Metazoa; Chordata; Mammalia; Carnivora; Felidae. The record is from RefSeq and is a predicted model, not a curated record.